AUGGCAGGACCCAGACCAGUAGUUCUGAGUGGCCCCUCUGGAGCAGGGAAGAGCACUCUGCUGAAGAGGCUCAUGAAGGAUUAUGAAGGAGUCUUUGGCUUCAGCGUGUCCCAUACCACAAGGAAUCCUCGUCCUGGUGAAGAAAAUGGCAAAGGCCUGACUAGCCUCCCAAUGCUACUGGGGGCUACCUUACUGCCUGUGGCAGACGUCCUAUCCUCUGAAUCUUCUGAAGAUUACCACUUUACCACCAGGGAGAAGAUGCAGGAGGGCAUCGAUAAUGGAGACUUCAUUGAGAAUGCUGAAUUCUCAGGGAACAUGUACGGAACAAGUAAAUCUGCUAUUGAGGAUGUCCAGGCACAGAACCUCAUCUGCAUUCUCGAUGUUGACAUCCAAGGAGUGAAAAACAUCAAGGAGACUGACCUCAACCCCAUCUACAUCUCUAUCCAGCCCCCCUCAAUGGAGAUCCUGGAAAAGCGUCUGAGAGACAGACAGACUGAGACAGAUGACAGUUUACAGAAGCGUUUGGAUGCUGCAAGGACAGACAUGGAGCUCAGUAAGGAACCUGGAAUGUUUGACCUGGUAAUCAUCAAUGAUGACUUAGAGGAAGCAUAUGAAAAGCUGAAAAGUGUUCUUAUGGAGGAGAUACAGAAAGUACAAGAUUCAAAGGAGGACUCCAAGGAGUAA
This is a messenger RNA of Sardina pilchardus (European sardine), 684 nucleotides long. Its product is annotated as guanylate kinase-like. Gene Ontology annotation, cellular component: cytosol. Gene Ontology annotation, molecular function: GMP kinase activity. Bases 1 to 684 code for a protein of 227 amino acids. Lineage: Eukaryota; Metazoa; Chordata; Actinopteri; Clupeiformes; Clupeidae. The record is from RefSeq and is a predicted model, not a curated record. The transcript has 8 exons.